Messenger RNA from Penicillium cinerascens, 1782 nucleotides. RefSeq names its product putative DNA-directed RNA polymerase III RPC4. The coding region runs from base 1 to 1782 and encodes 593 amino acids. Lineage: Eukaryota; Fungi; Ascomycota; Eurotiomycetes; Eurotiales; Aspergillaceae. Gene Ontology annotation, molecular function: DNA binding. The transcript has a single exon. The record is from RefSeq and is a predicted model, not a curated record. Gene Ontology annotation, cellular component: RNA polymerase III complex. Gene Ontology annotation, biological process: transcription by RNA polymerase III.
AUGCCUCCUAAAGCUGGCACCCGUCGAACAGCAACACGACGAACUGAAGGCUCGGAAGCAACAUCCACGCCCGCGGCUGCAGCAGAAACCACUCAAAAUGCGCCCGAAUCCCGCGGCGCAUCUGCGCAGAGCGCAACACCCGGUCCUUCCGGUCGACCUUCAGUGCAACGACUCCAGUCGCUGAAAACAAGAGGUGGCUCCGGCAGCAUCGCACCCAAAGCGCGACCAACCUCCGCACUCGGCGGCGAACCAGCGAAACCAGCCCUCAAAUACAAGCCCCGAAACGCCGGGCGCCGCAGCAAGGAAGAGCGAGAUGCUAUCGAGAAACUCGAGGCUGAGCGGAACAGUGAGCGUCUGAAAGAGGCAGCUGCGAUCCAGCGUGGCCGGGGUGGCCGUGGUGGGCGUGGCUCUUUCCGUGGACGCGGUGGGCCUGCUGGUAUGGCUGCGAGUGGACUGUUCGGCUCGGGGAUGGGCGGUGCUCGGCGCGGCCGUGGUGGUGGGAGUGGUGGUGGUGGCAGCGGUGGAUAUGGAGGAUCAAGCAGGGAUCGUACGCGAUCUGUACUUAGUGCUGGUCCUGGCCGUGCUCAGCUGGAUGAUGAUUCAGAUGAAGAUGAUUCCACGCCUCGGCUCGAUAUCAACUACAUCAAUGAAUUGGAUGACGACGAAGACUUCGACAAUCUGCCUCAGGACGUUAAGGGCAAACUUCCAUUCCGGCCCAAGAGCGAUGGCUUGAAGCCCUACCGCGUGCACCGGAUUGAGCACGAGGAGCGUGUUGUCAGCGUCAAUAUGGAGUCCAGCUCUAGCCGAUCUGCGGAACUACGCAAGAAGGCGGAGGCUGAGAAGGCUGCUGAUCAAGGCGAGACAACCCCGAUGGAGGAGGUUGACGGUGAGCCGCCCGUCAAGGACGAGCCGGUUGAUGAUAAUGAUACUACUAUGGUUGAUGCUGUGCCUCAUGCAGAGGACGAUGGAUUCUUGCCUGCACAAAAUGUCCGCGUGCGUCGGAAGGUGCCUCCUUCUCCUCAAAAACCAAAGUCGAAACGAACAGAACCUAUUGAACUGGAACCUGAGCUUGCGCGAGACCCGCGGGAGCUGUUGCGCACCAAAGAGGAAAUCGACGAAUACGACCGACACCUAGAGGACCUGGACCACGUGCGGAAUCUUUUGUUCUACGAGGAGCCUGAGAAGACCGAGACUGCAAAUGAGACUACCGCCACCGAGCCGCAGACGGCUGAGACCACAGAGGCUGAAAGCACAAUCGCGCAGGGUGAAGACGCAGAUGAAGGCGAGAAAGAAGACGAAGACGACAAGACUACAAACCCGAAACUCCUCGGCCAGCUCUUCCUAAUGCAAUUCCCACCCAUGACCCCCAAUCUCACCGUCCCCGGCUCAACCACCCAACCAACCACUACGCCCGCACCAGCAGCCCCCGGUCAAACAGAUGUCAAAACCGAAGACGAGGUGCAAGUGGUAGAUGCUGACGCACCAACCACCGAAACACCCAAGGUGAUCACGGCAGCCACCGAUUGGGCCCUACCCGCCGGGCGCGCAGGCAAGCUCAACGUCCACAAGUCCGGGCGCGUAACAAUGGACUGGGGCGGCAUCAGCUUCGAACUGGACCGCGCUACAGCGGUGGACUUUGUGCAGGAGGCGCUGAUUGUGUCGUCGCCUGAGCCUGACCUGCCGGGCCAGCCGCCCAAGGACGAGUCGGAGCAGCGGGCCUGGUCGAUGGGGCAGCUUAGUGGGAAGUUCACGGUGAUGCCGAAUUGGGAUCAGAUGCUUUGA